AUGCCUCCGAAGUCUGGUAAGAAGGCCGCCCCGGCCCCCUUCCCUCAGGGAAAGGCUGGCUCCAAGAAGGCCCCCAAGAACCCGCUCAUCGAGAAGCGGCCCCGCAACUUCGGCAUCGGCCAGGACAUCCAGCCCAGGCGUAACCUGUCGCGCAUGGUGAAGUGGCCGGAGUAUGUUCGCCUCCAGCGCCAGAAGAAGAUUCUCAACAUGCGCCUGAAGGUGCCGCCUGCGAUCGCCCAGUUCCAGCACGUCCUCGACAAGAACACCGCUGCCCAGGCCUUCAAGCUCCUCAACAAGUACCGCCCUGAGACCAAGACGGAGAAGAAGGAGCGUCUCCUCAAGGAGGCCACCGCCAUCAAGGAGGGCAAGAAGAAGGAGGACGUUAGCAAGAAGCCUUACGUCGUCAAGUACGGUCUCAACCACGUUGUCGGCCUGAUCGAGAACAAGAAGGCAUCCCUCGUCCUCAUUCCCAACGAUGUUGACCCCAUUGAGCUGGUCAUCUUCCUGCCUGCUCUCUGCCGCAAGAUGGGCGUUCCCUACGCCAUCAUCAAGGGCAAGGCCAGACUCGGCACUGUCGUCCACAAGAAGACCGCUGCCGUUCUCGCCCUUACCGAGGUCCGCUCCGAGGACAAGAAUGAGCUGUCGAAGCUCAUCUCGGCGAUCAAGGAGGGCUACCUUGAGAAGAACGAGCAGACCCGCAAACAAUGGGGUGGUGGUAUCAUGGGCGCCAAGGCCCAGAAGCGCAUUGAGAAGCGCAAGAAGGCCCUCGAGACGGCUAUCAAGGUUUAA
This is a messenger RNA of Chaetomium strumarium, 789 nucleotides long. Its product is annotated as 50S ribosomal protein L30e-like protein. Gene Ontology annotation, biological process: ribosome biogenesis; maturation of LSU-rRNA. The record is from RefSeq and is a predicted model, not a curated record. Bases 1 to 789 code for a protein of 262 amino acids. Lineage: Eukaryota; Fungi; Ascomycota; Sordariomycetes; Sordariales; Chaetomiaceae. Gene Ontology annotation, cellular component: cytosolic large ribosomal subunit. The transcript is spliced from 4 exons. Gene Ontology annotation, molecular function: RNA binding.